CUGUCAGUCAGUCCUACCGACAGACGGCGCCAACAUGUCUCCCACAGACGAGUAUACCAUUGCUGGACCGACAGUGCGUUCGCAGGCUUGAAGUACCCUUGAAGUAUCUACUGACAUUGGGAAUAACAAAAUGGGAAAGACGAAGAGGAAGAAGAUGAUGAAUGCCCAAGUCUUUGAAUGCAUUAAGUGUUCCAAAACAGGCAGCAGGCAGGUGAUGAUGGAACACUUUGUUCGAGCCCACGUGACGCUAGAUAGAGUCCCGUGGUCGUGCAGCAAGUGCGGCUUCCGUGCCCCCUCAAAACAAGCUCUGCAUCGCCAUGAAGGACAUUUCAUUCAUAAAUCUGCUGAGAAAACACAUCCCGGUGUCCCGACAACAUACAUCAAGUCACACAACCCUUACGUUGUCCGUGUUGGCCAGGACAUCGUGCCAGUGAACGAAUCUACCGUCAAGGGUAUGAACGAUGACGGAAAGGAGGCUUGUAAACGUAUGUUCGUGGAGGGCGGAACUGUGACCAACAAACGCCGAUGGAGUGACAUGGACGAUUCCGACAGAGAGGCAAGGUUUCAGGAUUAUGACACUAGAGACAGUCCAGCCAUGCCUGACUAUGACGCUUGUGAUGAGCGACGUAUUCAGACCUACAGCCACAAGAAGAGACUUCGCAGACAAGACCAACCAGAUAGGAGCAGAUCCAGCGACCCCGACCAAUUCCUGAUUCCGCAGGCUGACGUCCACAUUCCACAUACCGAUACCACACACCAAGAACUUAUCAUCCCAGAUGGGUAUGUAAAACCGGUUCUCAUGACUGACCAGGAACGCUCGAUUGUGCAUACUGUAUGUCCGAGCGUAAAGCGUGGAAUUGAUGGUGAACCAAACAUUGGGCAUUGUACAUGGAGGACGGCGGGUAAUCAAUCACAGUUUCCAAUCAGUAAUGCAAGAGUAAGGAAUUUAUCCGGGCAAAACGAACAAAUACAGACUGACAACAACAGGAGGGAUAUGGUCGACAGAAAUCUAAAUGUGGAAAGUUGGGAAUUACAGGAAACAGAGCCUGAUAGAGUUGCAGCAAGUUCCAGCACAACGGAAAAAAGUAGUUUGGAGUCGUCCACAUUUUCAGAAUGCAGGGUUCGUGGCCGUGUUUGCAAGGCUCCUCACAGCGUUGGUACAUCAGCCCCUGGUGAGCUUCCACCAGCAGGUCGGCAGAACGGAACAAGAACUCCUUGUAGGAUUAUGGACCAAUCGGCCGAGGUUGGAAGCAGCUGUUUGGGGGGAAGAGGCAAGUCCGUGCCCACCACCUCCUGUGACAUGACGAAGAAAUCCGGGGAAUUCACCUCUUCAGCAGAUUUCAAUACAUAUGUUCGUGAAGAAAGUGAUGAAGAUCAGGAUGAAGAGGAUCUUAAAUCCCAAGAUGACGACCUUUCAGACUCACGAAUACUUGAGGAGAAGGUCAAUGACCUGGUUGCGGCUUUGGAACCUCUCAAGAAUAUUUCUAAAGCACUCAUAGCUCUUGACCACCACAUGAGACGGCUGCUGCCCCUUGUUGAGAAUUUAACCAAAGACAAUUUCGAAAAGCAAGAAUAGAACUAGAAUUCAAAGCCCCUUAUGACCUAAUCAUUCUUUUUUUGUCUUAUGAAUGUGGAAAUAACACGUUAAAGUACCAAAUAAAGGUGACGAAUGAUUAAACCUUAACAUAUUUACAAAA
Messenger RNA from Haliotis rubra (blacklip abalone), 1697 nucleotides. RefSeq lists its product as uncharacterized. Lineage: Eukaryota; Metazoa; Mollusca; Gastropoda; Lepetellida; Haliotidae. The record is from RefSeq and is a predicted model, not a curated record. The coding region runs from base 131 to 1576 and encodes 481 amino acids. The transcript has 3 exons.